UUGUGACUGAUAUAAUCUAAAAGUAUUGCGCACCCAAAGUAGUUGGCUCAUUUGCAAAUAAAUAGUCAUCGAGACAGUGACAAAACCAAGGCAAUUUUCUUCUAAAGAUCUAAGACAACAAAAAAAAAGGAAAACAAUCAUGAAUGUUAUAAGACAAAAUUAUAGCACCGAGUGCGAAGAUGCUCUUAACAAACAAAUCAAUCUAGAACUUCAGGCCAGUUAUGUUUACCUUUCAAUGGCAUAUCAUUUUCAGCGAAGUGAUGUAGCUUUACAUGGACUUCACAAGUACUUUAAACAUGCCUCCGAUGAGGAACGCGAUCAUGCCAUGAAAUUUAUGGACUAUCAAAAUAAACGUGGUGGAUCGAUUCGUCUCAUGGAUGUUAGUGCUCCCCCUAAACAUGAAUGGGGUACUGCUAAAGAUGCAAUGUCUGAAGCUUUGGCAUUAGAAAAACGAGUUAAUGAGAACCUUUUGAGAUUACACGCCAUCGCCUCAAAUCAUAAUGACGCUCAUUUCAUGGAUUUCCUCGAGGGCGAAUAUUUAACAGAACAAGUUGAUUCCAUAAGAGCAAUUGCUGCCCAUGUGACAAAUCUGGAACGAGUUGGCGAGGGACUUGGCGUUUUCGUAUUUGACAAAGAAUUAAACAAAGAUUAAAAGUAAAUAUUUACUGCUUUCGACGAAUUUUCUUUUUCUUUUCUUAUUUUAUAUAAUUUGAGUCAUCGUUAUAUAUUGUAACAUUAAUGGUAACAACUGUGAUACACUCAAUAUAUUAUUAUAUUAUAAUAUAUUGUACAAAAAAAAAAUUUUUUUGUACAAUAUUUAAUUGAUAUAACGUAUGAUUUCUAAUUUUUUGGAUAUAUUUAUUUUUUGUUUUCUUUUAAGUUUUCAACUUGACAUGUGCGUCAGAAAAAAAGGGAAAAAUUAUAUAAUAUUAAUAUUGAUUGAAAGCACAAUAUUAUAAUGUUCAAGUAUAUAACGAGUGCUUAUUAAUAUUUUUUUGUACAUUAAUUAAUUUUGAUGUACAAUUUAUUUUUUUAUAUGAGUCGCUUUAUAAUAGUUUAUUUUGACUUUAUUUAAAAGGUAUUAAAAUGGAUAGAAGAUAAAACUUAAGAUCAAAGUAUUAUAUUUGAUUAAGAAUUUUGUCAAUUAAAAUUAAAAUUAGAUAAGAGAAGUUGUUUAUUCUCUGCAAAUUAAGCGUGUAGAGUAAAUGCAAAUUUCAAACAUUUAUGAUUUUCAAAAAAUCAUUACUUUUUUCUUGUACAUUGUAAACAAAAUUUACGUGUAAGAAAUAAAAGUUUAUUAUUGCGAAAA
This is a messenger RNA of Leptopilina heterotoma, 1309 nucleotides long. RefSeq names its product soma ferritin-like. The coding region runs from base 140 to 652 and encodes 170 amino acids. Gene Ontology annotation, cellular component: cytoplasm. Lineage: Eukaryota; Metazoa; Arthropoda; Insecta; Hymenoptera; Figitidae. Gene Ontology annotation, molecular function: ferrous iron binding; ferric iron binding. Gene Ontology annotation, biological process: intracellular iron ion homeostasis; iron ion transport. The record is from RefSeq and is a predicted model, not a curated record. The transcript has 3 exons.